UCGAGGAGACCAAUGUUGGACGAACCAGAACCUGAAAGUGAGGAUGCCGAGUAUGAUGGCUGUGUAGCCAUAUGCAACAUGCUCAGGGCAGGUACGAAGCUAGGCUCGGACUUAGUUAAAGCAGGAGUGGAGUCUGCUAAAAUCAGCCAGCUACAGGGUUCAGAGGCGGGUGAGACAGUUUUCCACGAGACCGUACACGACAACACCCCCACCAUGCCUGGUUAUUCUCUGGCAGAGCUCAAGCGGUUUCAGGCAGCAGAUCCGACCAUAAGUGCCUUAAGGGAGUUUUGGUGCAGGCAGAGAAAACCUACUUGGCAGGAGAAGCGGGGGCUGCCUAAGCCGGUGCAGUCUAUGUUGAAGCAGUGGCCCCGGAUUAGGGAAAAGGAUGGGCUCCUGUACCGGGUGGUGGAGGAUCCUCACCUCGGAGAGUGUUACCAGUUGCUAUUACCUACCUGUCUCAAAGAACAAGUGUUGAAAAGUGUGCAUGAUCAAAUGGGGCACCAGGGCAUCGAACGGACGAUGGGGCUGUUGAAGCAGAGAUGUUUCUGGGGAGGGAUGUAUGGUGAUGUGGAGCAGUGGGUUAAGGAAUGUCAGAGGUGUGUGCUAACGAAAAUGCCGCAGCCCAGAAUUCAGGCACCCCAAACCUCCUUUUUGGCCACCCGUCCUCUCGAAGUGGUUGCCGUAGAUUACACCACCCUUGAACGGGCAACAGACGGUCGAGAGAACGUCCUAGUAAUAACGGACGUGUUCACCAAGUUCAGUCAGGCUUUCGCCACACGAGACCAGAAAGCGGAUACCACAGCCAAAAUAAUCCUGAAAGACUGGUUCCUGAAGUAUGGGGUGCCGGAGCGCUUACAUUCGGAUCAGGGCAGGAAUUUCGAGAGCGCGGUGAUCGCCGAAUUAUGCAGACUGUAUGGGGUCAAAAAGACUCGAACCACACCUCACCAUCCCCAGGGCAACCCGCAAUGCGAAAGAUUCAAUAGGACCCUGCACAACCUCCUGCGCACACUUCCCCCCGAACAGAAGCGGCGGUGGCCCGAACAUCUGUCAGAGCUGGUGUAUGCGUACAAUGUCACGCCGCACUCCACUACAGGGUAUUCGCCCCAUUACUUACUGUUCGGGGUCCACCCACACUUACCGAUCGAUGCGUUGUUGGGCCAAGAGCCAGUGAAAGACGAGAAACUGGAUUGGUUGGCGACACACCAGGAGCGCCUGCAGGAUGCCCAUGCCCGGGCCAGGGAAUACUCCGAACGGAAAGCGGCGGAGAGGGUGGUUCUACAACAAGACAAGGUGUUCUGUCCUCCUGUCGAGAUUGGGCAACUGGUGUAUCUCCGUUACCGGCCACCAGGAAGAAAUAAGAUCCAGGAUGCUUGGGGGGCCACGGUGUACAAAGUGGUGGACAUCCAGGGGACCACGUAUACAGUAGCGCCUCUGGAAGGAGGCCCGGUGAGAAACGUGCACCGGUCCAACUUGAGGCCGUGUGUGGGGCCCCCACCUGCACCCAGGUUAAGACGCGAUGUUCCGGAGGCCCGCUCUACAGAUGGGUGCCAGGAGCCGGAGAUCGCAUAUCCGGAGUUCAUCUUGAUGGAGGAGCUUCAGGACUCAGUGAGACGGCCAGGAACUCGAGAUCCUGGAAACUGGGAUCUCAUGGUCGAGGAGUCGGAGAGCGAGGUUGCAGCGGGGGCGAGUGAGGACCCGCUGGGACCUGAGGAAAGGGGGAGCUCUGACGUUGCCCUAGGGGAGUGCUCGGACACUUACCUCUCCCAUGGACGACAAGAUGUCAGCUCACCUGUUGGAGAGCCACAGGUGAACCCAGCUCCAGUCUCAGGGAGCGGAAAAGUUGAUGUGGGUCCAUCCACGCCUGGUCCACGCAGGAGUAGGAGAGAAACAGCCGGGGUACACUCCAACCCAUUUAACUUACCCCGGUCAGCAUGUAAUGCUGUGCCGCCCAGCCCAGAUGCGUUGUCCCAGAUGUUGGCGGGUGUGAUCCUUUAUACCACCAAACUUAAGGGACUGUUGGAGGAACAGGGAGUCACCGAGGACGUUGACUUGUUGCAGGGGAGAAUGUAACCAAGUGGACUAAUAAUGAACACUUAAGCACGAACUUGGGUUAUUACACUAGUGGAAUGUAUCAUUAUUCUUAAGAUCUACUCCUGUAGAGUGUGAUGCCAUAAUGGUGGCGGAGGAUUAUGUUAGGGACACUGCCCCUUUAAGAGCGGCGCUACAUUGAGUACGUAUGCACGCACGCAGCGUCAGAGACUGGACCUCGUGGGAAGGAAAAGAGGAGGAAAGCGAGCAUCGUGAACGUUGUAACACUGGGUUAAAGAAAGAGUAUAUCAAGUCAUACGAUCGGUGAAACGUGCACAACGUCUGCCAGCGAACUCGCCAUGAGCAGCCUGAAGAGCGGGUCGGCAGGGGAGAACGUUCUGUGUAAAGUCCUGUGAGGCCUAACAGUCAGGAGGUCAGCAGAUUAAGUGAGUUUAUUUCUUUUCUUUUGUAUCAGAACUUCCUGAGAAGAGUUUAUAUUCCAUUUAAUCCGGGAAUAUGGUUGUAAUGCAGUUAAAAAUAGCACUUUAACAUGGAAUAGGUGGAGGAUGUCAUGUAUUUACGUGCAUUUUGUCCUGUUUUCUGUCUUUCUUUUUGGGUUAAGGUCGCUACUGUUGUCUGUAGCGUAUGGAAAUUGUUACUGUUAUUUAAUAGAGCCAAAAGAGAUUUAUUUGUCAACUACAGGGGUCAACUGUGACCG
This is a messenger RNA of Melanotaenia boesemani (Boeseman's rainbowfish), 2746 nucleotides long. RefSeq lists its product as uncharacterized. NCBI's taxonomy places the organism in Eukaryota, Metazoa, Chordata, Actinopteri, Atheriniformes, Melanotaeniidae. Gene Ontology annotation, molecular function: nucleic acid binding. Gene Ontology annotation, biological process: DNA integration. The transcript is spliced from 2 exons. The record is from RefSeq and is a predicted model, not a curated record. Bases 13 to 2070 code for a protein of 685 amino acids.